Vanessa tameamea is the source of this 1229-nucleotide messenger RNA. RefSeq names its product lipid droplet-associated hydrolase (gene sturkopf). The coding region runs from base 290 to 1225 and encodes 311 amino acids. The transcript has 3 exons. Lineage: Eukaryota; Metazoa; Arthropoda; Insecta; Lepidoptera; Nymphalidae. Gene Ontology annotation, cellular component: lipid droplet. The record is from RefSeq and is a predicted model, not a curated record. Gene Ontology annotation, molecular function: lipase activity. Gene Ontology annotation, biological process: lipid storage.
UUGACAGUCUGUCUAAACAUAUAAACAAUCAAAGCUUCUAAUAUUACGAUUUUCCAUGACGGUUUUCAGUCAUUCAAUAUUUAUUAUUUUAUAAUUACGUAAAUAGUCUCGUAUCAUAAAAAGUGAAUACCAAUGAAUCUCAGUAGUUCAUUACAAUAAGUGUUAUGCAGAAUGGAAUAUAAUAAAAGAUUAGUUUAGUUUUUUUUACUUCAAAAUCAUCUAAAUUAUCGACAAUCCAAAGCCCCAGCCUGUCUUGUGCAUUUAUUUGUAAGCAAAUAAAAUUUUAAAAAUGAAACAAGUUUCAUCAAAAAUUAAUAUGAACAGAGUAAGUAAGACUCUCAACAAUGUUCAAUCAAAUAUACUAACUUGGGGUAAUCCAUUUGGUGACAAUGGACAAGAGGUAGUUAUUUGUAUAACCGGAAAUCCAGGAGUGUCUGAUUUUUACAUAGAUUUUGGUUCAGAAUUGUACAGAAAUUUACGGCUGCCUGUAUGUGUAUUAGGUCAUGCAGGUCAUGAAGGCAAUUCUCAUAAUAAAUCAACUAUAUCAAAAAAUGAUUUGGCUUUAUUUAACUUGGAAGGCCAACUUCAACACAAAUUGGAUUUUAUAGAAAAUCAUGUAAAUCAAACCAGUAAGAUACAUCUUGUUGGACAUUCUAUUGGUGCCUGGAUAAUUAUUGAAUUAUUACAGAAAAAUGAGAAAUUAAUGGAAAGGGUUUUAUCUGUUAAUUUAUUGUUUCCUACUUUGCAAAGAAUGGCUGAAUCGAGAAAUGGUAUAUUUGUCAAUAAUGUUUUUAGAAAAUUUGAUUGGUUUAUUUUGUUUUUAUGUAAACUGUUAUAUGUACUUCCAACUUUUGUUUUCCGUUUUAUUGUUUAUUUAUAUUUACUGGUUACCUCUAUGCCAUCUUGUUAUUCUGAUACAAUCAUGCAAUUAGUUGACCAUAAUGUGAUUGAAAAGGUUUUUUUAAUGGCUUUUGAUGAAAUGGACACAGUUACAACACUGAACAGAGAUGGCUUGAACAAAGUUAAACAUAUGACCAAUGUAAUUUAUGGACAUCAAGAUAACUGGGCACCAUUAGAAUAUAUGGAGGAUAUAAAAAAGUACCAACCCCACAUCCAAAUGACAGAGACACACAACAUAGACCAUGCCUUUGUACUAAAGUCAUCUGAGUGUGUUGCUAAUAUGGUAGCAAAUUUUAUUAAAGCGAAAAGCAUUAAAAAAAGUUAAAAUA